Punica granatum (pomegranate) is the source of this 3358-nucleotide messenger RNA. The record is from RefSeq and is a predicted model, not a curated record. Lineage: Eukaryota; Viridiplantae; Streptophyta; Magnoliopsida; Myrtales; Lythraceae.
UUCAUCAUCAUUCAGUCUUACUAACGAGACAAUAUGACGAGAGAUGUUUGGGUCUUCCUCUUCCUCAGCUUCCUCUCUUUCUUGAGUGCGAUGCCCUUAUUCGUCAAUACAUCAUCCCCUUAUUCGUCCCAACACCCAAGCCAUGCCAGUGAGUGCGAUGCCCUGCUCCAGUUCAGUCAAUCAUUUACCAUCUCAUGGUAUGCCUCUGCACGUUACUGUGACGAUCUCGGUUCGGCCAACACUUCAUAUCCGAAGACGGUCUCAUGGCAGAAGGGCACCGAUUGCUGCUCAUGGGAUGGGGUCACAUGCCACAUGUCAAAAGAUUACGUGAUCGGCCUCGACCUCAGUUGCAGUUGGCUUCAAGGAACCCUCCAUUCCAACAACACUCUCUUCUCGCUCCGGAAUCUUCAGCGGCUGAAUCUCGCCGGUAACAAUUUCACUGGCUCACAAAUUUCAUCGAGGUUUGGUAUACUUACAGGAUUGACCCAUCUCAAUCUCUCUGUUUCUUUCUUUUCGGGGAUCAUUCCUUUGGAGAUGAUAUCUCAUAACCUUUCCAGCCUAAUUUCACUCGAUCUCUCUAGUGGCUACAUCCUAUUGGACACUCAGUCAGGUCAAAUUUCAUUCUGCCUAACAGUAGAAGAGGAUCGCAGUUUCAGAAGGUUUAUUAGUAAUCUCACUCAGCUGAGAGAACUUGCUCUUGAUUAUAUAGACAUGUCUAGAGUUUCUCUCACCUCCUUCACGAAUCUCUCUUCCACUCUGACUUCUUUGAGUCUUGAAUAUUGUCUUCUGCAAGGGACAUUCCCAAUUAACAUCUUCCAUCUCCCAAACCUCCGCAUUCUCUCUCUUUCUGAUAAUUAUCAUCUAAAGGGUGCUCUCCCCCAAACAAAUUGGAGUAGUAGCCCUCUCGUCCGCUUGGAUCUAUCAAAUACAAAGUUCCACGGACCAAUUCCUAAUUCAGUGGGGAAUCUCACAACCUUGGAAUAUUUGGACUUCUCAGACAGCGAAUUUACUGGAUCGGUACCACCAACACUUGGAAACCUUGACCGCCUCUCUUUCUUGGUCCUCGGUGGUAUCAACCUCAGUGGUACCGUUGACUUUGAUAUGUUUGCAAGGCUAAAGAAUCUUGAGUACCUUCAGCUUGGGGGGAACUUCAAUGUAAUGCUUCCAAACAAUGGGAAUUUUUCCUUCCCGAGGCUCAAAUCGUUGACACUGGAUGGCGUCAACUUGACUGAGUUCCCAUAUUUCUUGAGUUCUUUAGAAGAGCUGGAAUUGCUGGAUCUUUCUGGAAACAAGAUCAAUGGUCCAAUUCCUGAAUGGUUUGGGAGAGUGUGGAGCAACACGCUGACAGACUUGGAUCUCUCUUCUAAUAAUUUCUUCGGAGAGAUCCCAUCCUCAAUCUGCCAACUGAGUUCACUAAACGGUCUAGUCCUCUCAGAUAACCGACUCAACGGCACCAUCCCGAGAUGCUUGGGAAAUUUAAGCAAUCUCUUCAAUUUGCAUUUGGUCGACAAUCAAUUACAAGGUCCACUGCCGCGAUCUUUAGCAAACUGUAUGAGCUUGCAGAGAUUUCGUGUCAGUUACAAUGAAAUACAUGACACUUUCCCACACUGGUUGUUGAAUGCUACCCAGGCAUUGGAGCACCUAGAUUUGCAAUCAAACAUGUUUCAUGGGGUCAUUAAUGAAAUUCCCCUCCCUCCGCAGCUUGAAGUCUUAUACCUCUCCAACAACCAAUUUUCUGGACAGUUAGUCUCCUUCCGAAAUUCAAAUGUUGGGUUGGUUGACCUAGCCAAUAACAAUUUUGACGGCCCACUUCCGAUUCCACCGCCCACUGUUUGGUUCUAUUUCGUUGCAAACAAUAAGUUUAGUGGAGACAUUCCUCAUCAGCUCUGCAACGCCACUCUGCUAGACGUGGUGAACCUCUCUAAUAAUAGCUUAACCGGUUCCAUUCCUCACUGUUUCAUAAAUUUAACUGCAUCAGUGUUGGACCUCGGAGCAAAUAAGCUUGUUGGUCGGAUACCAGAGAUAUUUUUCUCGGGGAACAACUUGAGGACUAUUCGGUUGAGUCAAAAUCGACUUGAAGGUACUCUGCCACGAUCUUUGGUGAAUUGCAAGAAUUUGGAAGUAUUAGAUCUCAGUGAAAAUGAGUUGGAGGAUGGCUUCCCUUAUUGGUUGGACACUCUUUCGAAUUUGCAAGUGCUCAACCUGAGAUCCAACAACUUUCGUGGUCUGAUUAACAGCUCCAGGAAGAAUAAUCAUCCUUUCCCGAAGUUGCAUAUUUUUGACCUCUCUGACAACAGCUUUUAUGGUCAUCUUCCGGCUAAGUACAUUGCAAACUUCAUAGCCAUGAAGGAUAAAGCAAGAAGCGCUUCACAAUACAUGUGGGUAAAUGGUACUAGGGGAACCAUUCCAGCUUACACCCGGGAAACCUAUCAAGAUUCCGUUACGGUAGUCAUCAAAGGAUACUCCAUUGAGUUGGUGAGAAUUCUGUCAGUGUUUACGACCAUCGACUUAUCAAGGAACAUCUUCGAAGGAGAUAUCCCAGAGUUAGUAGGAGAUUUGAAGGCACUCAAGGGACUCAACCUUUCUCAUAACAAAUUGACCGGCAAAAUCCCUUCUUCUGUGGGGAACUUGACGAAUCUUGAGUGGCUGGACCUCUCCUCAAACAAGCUCAACGGGCAGAUCCCUAGAGGAUUGGCGGAUCUUUCGUGGCUCUGCUGGUUGAAUCUCUCAAAUAACCAGCUCGUGGGACCGGUUCCUAGAAGCACGCAAUUCGACACAUUCAACCACUCAUUUGAUGGGAAUCCUGGACUCUGUGGGCAUCCCCUGCCAAAAGCAUGUGGGAUUGACGACCAGAAAUCACCACCUCCAACAUCCCGGGAAGAUGGAGAAAAGAAGGCGCAAUUUGGGCACUGGAUUGAGUGGAAGGCAGUGGCAAUGGGCUAUGGAUGCGGAAUUUCAUUUGGGAUAUCAGCAGGGUACAUUAUGCUGGAAACCAGAAAGCCAAAAUGGCUAGUGAGAAAGGUUGAGCGAUGGCUGGAGAGAAUAGUCGAGAAGAAGAGCCGCAGAAAGACAAAUAGGCCGAAGAAAAACGCGGCUCGAAGAAAUCAUGCGAGGAGGAGCACCGAAGGCCAAUAAGAUUGAAAGAAGAGCAACAAAAAACAAUGCACGUGGAGUCUUCCAUCAACCAAGGGUUAUGGCAAUAUAUCAAUGAUCAAGUGGAAAGCUCACCUUCUUCAAUCCAUAAGCAUCUUCAUUUUUUUCUUUUCAGUUUCAAGUGGAAUGACAGUAAUCGUGUAUUUUAUUUCUCCAUAGUAAAAUGAUGAAGCAUCUGAAUGAGAUCAAUACAACUUGAAGCGUC